Messenger RNA from Osmerus eperlanus (European smelt), 2897 nucleotides. It is a transcript of the gene bmal1b, whose product is annotated as basic helix-loop-helix ARNT like 1b. Gene Ontology annotation, cellular component: transcription regulator complex; nucleus; aryl hydrocarbon receptor complex. The coding region runs from base 457 to 2406 and encodes 649 amino acids. Gene Ontology annotation, molecular function: RNA polymerase II cis-regulatory region sequence-specific DNA binding; DNA-binding transcription factor activity, RNA polymerase II-specific; protein dimerization activity. The record is from RefSeq and is a predicted model, not a curated record. Lineage: Eukaryota; Metazoa; Chordata; Actinopteri; Osmeriformes; Osmeridae. The transcript has 15 exons. Gene Ontology annotation, biological process: circadian rhythm; regulation of transcription by RNA polymerase II.
UCCUUUGUUAAAAGUUCACUACAGGCACCACACACUGAUUUCCCCUUCCUCAUCUGCUUUAAAAAAAAAAAAACAGACAAAAUGAAUUGUGUCCCCAUAGAUCUGAAGCUUCAUGGAUGAGAUUCCUCAUCCCCCACUUAGUUCAAUCAAAAUUAAUGCCACACGGAAAUGAAUCCGCUGGCGAAAGUGCCGGGUCAGUGAGUAUGGGUACAGUAGAUAGUUCAUAGUUGGGUGGGGCAAAAUCAGUUGUUGACGUGGGGAUGGGCGUCGGUCAUUGGUUGAGCAUUUGACUGCAGAUCAAAAUGUUGCAGGUUCAAAACAUUGCUUGGCAUAAAAGCAUCUGAAAUGAGCACACUAUACUACAUGGAGUAGAGCAGUUGAGCUAUGGACAGAUGGUUAGAUGAUGAACUUGCACGCGAACACUACUUCACUGGGCACCAGACAAGAUGACAACCUAUGGCCUGUAUCACUCAAUCAAUCUCUCCGCUAAUGCAUCUCUGCAGCAUGCCAAUCAAAGCAUCCAGAGUAGCAUUUCUUUGUUUGAUAUCAUUUCAUACAUUUAAUCUUGUUUCAUUACUCCGUAUCAUUGAUCAUACUGCUGGGGUAUUAUGCAGUCAUGUUUUUUUAAACAGUCAUAAAUCAGAUGUUGUAUUAUUUCUUUGCACUAAUGUUGUUGAUUUCUCUCAAAGGGACAGCAUAGACACCGACAUGGAUAAGCAGCUUGGACGAGACUGUGACCCACAAGGCCGCAUUAAGAAUGCCAGGGAGGCUCACAGUCAGAUUGAGAAGAGGCGCAGGGACAAAAUGAACAGCUUCAUAGAUGUGCUGGCAUCACUAGUGCCAACCUGCAACGCCAUGUCCCGCAAACUGGACAAACUCACUGUCCUGCGCAUGGCCGUCCAGCACAUGAAGACACUACGAGGUGCUGCUAACCCUUACACAGAAGCCAACUACAAACCAGCCUUCCUGUCAGAUGACGAACUGAAGCAUUUGAUCCUGAGAGCAGCUGAUGGUUUUCUGUUUGUUGUCGGCUGUGAUCGAGGGAAGAUCCUAUUUGUUUCAGAGUCUGUCUUCAAAAUCCUAAACUACAGUCAAAAUGACCUGAUUGGCCAGAGUCUGUUUGAUUACCUGCAUCCUAAAGACAUUGCCAAAGUCAAGGAGCAGCUGUCCUCGUCAGACACGGCACCGCGGGAGAGGCUUAUUGAUGCCAAAACUGGGCUCCCUGUGAAGACAGACAUCAGCCCCGGGCCGUCCAGGCUGCGCUCCGGGGCCAGACGCUCCUUCAUCUGCAGGAUGAAGUGCAACAGGCCCCUGGUGAAGAUGGAGGACAAGGACUACACCUCCACCUGCUCUAAGAAGAAAGCGGACAGGAAGAGCUUCUGCACCAUCCACAGCACGGGCUACCUGAAGAGCUGGCCCCCCACAAAGAUGGGUUUAGACGAGGACAACGAGCCCGACAACGAGGGCUGCAACCUCAGCUGCCUUGUAGCCAUUGGCCGGCUGCACCCCCACAUCGUCCCUCAGCCAAUGAACAACGACAUCCACGUCAAGCCCACAGAGUAUGUCUCCCGCCACGCCAUAGAUGGGAAGUUUGUCUUUGUGGAUCAGAGGGCCACUGCUAUUUUGACCUAUCUCCCCCAAGAGUUGCUGGGUACUUCAUUUUAUGAAUAUUUCCAUCAAGAUGACAUUGGGCAUCUAGCAGAAUGCCAUCGACAAGUCCUGCAUAUGAGAGAGAAGAUCAACACAAACUGCUACAAGUUCAAGAUCAAAGAUGGCUCCUUCAUCACUCUGAGGAGCCGCUGGUUCAGCUUCAUGAACCCCUGGACCAAAGAGGUGGAGUACAUCGUCUCCACCAACACCGUCGUCUUCGGCAGUGUGCUCGAUGAGGCUGAUUCCAACUACCCCCAGCUCGCCACCUCCCCGCAGAGCAUGGACAGCGUACUCACAACAGGUGACGGGAAGCGGGCGCUGCAGACGGUGCCUGGCAUCCCAGGUGGCACGAGAGCAGGGGCAGGGAAGAUUGGGCGCAUGAUUGCAGAAGAGGUCAUGGAACUCCAAAGGAUGCGAGGUUCCUCACCCUCCAGCUGUGGCUCCAGUCCUCACAACAUCACCAGCACUCCUCCACCAGACACCUCCUCCCCAGGAGGCAAGAAGAUACAGAACGGUGGAACGCCAGAUAUUCCCUCAGUAGGGAUGAUCCCAGGACCAGACUCCAUAGGCUAUCCUUACUCCAACAAUUCCAUACUAAGCGAUAACUCCCACAUCGGCAUUGACAUCAUGGAUGAGCCAGGCUCCAGCAGCCCCAGCAAUGACGAGGCUGCCAUGGCUGUGAUCAUGAGCCUGCUGGAGGCCGACGCAGGCCUGGGUGGACCUGUGGACUUCAGUGAUCUGCCCUGGCCCCUAUGAGUGCUGGGAGCUCGCACAUCAAGCCUCCUGACUGGGCAUGCUGGAGCCAGGCUUAGGUGUCACAGUAUUGGCAUACAGCAGCAGACUGUACUGGCUGUCUGUGACCAGUACCAGAGGGGGUGGUGGCUCCAGCCCUACUGUAGGGCCACGCGUAGGCACACCCUGAGAGGGAUGCUCGUGUCGGCCAGGGUGUACAGGACGCCUCUGUGCGCUGUGGAACUGCAGUGAGACUGCCUCCCGUACUGUAGUAGAAAAACGUACCAGUUCUUUGUGGUUUUACCAUGUCUGUUCUCACUAUCUGUACAGGCAUUGCCCAAGAUUUUAUACAGGCAUUUAUGUUUUCACACUACAAAAAUGCAUCUGUGUUAAUAUUUCGAAACAAUAUUGUACCCUAUGUUUAUUCUAUACUGUAUGAUGAGUAUAUAUGGCAUGUGUACUGUAUACGCGGUGAAAUAUUUUUUUGAAUAAACCCCUAUCUUGAUUUUCAGGUA